ACAAAAAUACAAUCAAAUUGUAAAUCAACUCUCAAAUUUAUUAACAACUGGAAAUGAAAAUCCAAAGAAGAAUUAAAAAACAUGAAUCCAGCAUCGAAACAGCGGCUGGGUCUUGUCGAACCCAGCAGUUGGGUUCGGGUAAACCCAGCAAGGCUGGGUUAGAUGAGACCCAGUAGGGUUCGUCGGAACCCAUCCUUGCUAGGUUCGCGGAAACCCAGCCUACUGGGUUUCAUCAGAACCCAACAAGGGAGACCCAGCAAAGGAGACCCAGCCAAGCUGGGUUCGAUGAGACCCAGCCAAGCUGGGUUCGAUGAGACCCAGCCUUGUUGGGUUCGACGGAACCCAGCCAGAUCUGGGUUUCGUCAAACCCAGAUCUGGCUAGGUCUCCCCGAACCCAGCAAGGUUGGGUUCCAACGAGACCCAACAGGCUGGAUUUCGACGAGACCCAACAUGCUGGGUUCUGACGAGAUCCAGUAGGCUGGGUUUGUCGCAGCCAUCGGAAUCCAGCCUGGUGGAGACCUAGGGCAGGAAAGAAAGAAAGAGAAAGAAAGAAGGGGAAGAAGAGGGAUUGGGUGGGUGAGGGUAGUUAGGUAAUUUUAUUUGUUUUUAUUUAAACUAUAAAUAUUAAUUUACGUG
Molecule: messenger RNA, 636 nt
Organism: Rubroshorea leprosula
Lineage: Eukaryota; Viridiplantae; Streptophyta; Magnoliopsida; Malvales; Dipterocarpaceae
Source: the annotation of a GenBank genome assembly